Ramularia collo-cygni is the source of this 1302-nucleotide messenger RNA. Its product is annotated as related to folylpolyglutamate synthase. Gene Ontology annotation, cellular component: mitochondrion; cytosol; cytoplasm. Bases 1 to 1302 code for a protein of 433 amino acids. Gene Ontology annotation, biological process: folic acid-containing compound biosynthetic process. The transcript has a single exon. Lineage: Eukaryota; Fungi; Ascomycota; Dothideomycetes; Mycosphaerellales; Mycosphaerellaceae. Gene Ontology annotation, molecular function: ATP binding; dihydrofolate synthase activity; tetrahydrofolylpolyglutamate synthase activity. The record is from RefSeq and is a predicted model, not a curated record.
AUGCUCCAGGCAUACAAUCGCUCAGAUUACCGCGUUAGACGUGGCCAAGAGCCAUUGCGACACGGCAGGUUCACAAGUCCGCAUCUCGUAGAUCGAUGGGACUGCAUCUCCAUCACUUCCAGCGAUGCCGGGGGGCUCAAGCCUGUGACCUCUGAACUAUUCCACGAAGUCGAGAAAUCUGUGUUGACGCGCUGCCAGGAAGAAAACCUGAAGGCUACAGAGUUCGAGCUCUUGACAGCAACAGCAUUCAACAUCUUUAAUCGAAGCAGUCUCGACGUGGCCGUGGUUGAGGUUGGCGUAGGCGGUAGACUGGACUCAACCAACAUUAUUGGGCAACCUGUCGUGGAUGAUACCGGAGACUGCAAGAGCGCCGACAUCACCAGUAUGGAAUGUCGCCCACCACCACUCGUGACCGCCAUUGCGAAGAUAGGCAUGGAUCACCAAGGUCUUCUCGGAGACACCCUUGAAGCGAUUGCACAUGAGAAAGCAGGGAUAAUCAAGCCUGGUGUUCCUGUCGUUUUUGACACCUCAAACGAUCCUCGAGUGCACGAGGUUCUCAAAGCGAUCGCCGCCAAAAAUGCAAGUCCAUUAGUUGACCGCGGCACAAUCAACAUCCCAGACAUGCCUCUACACUGGGCUGUUCAUACUCGCCAAAACAUGGAGGUUGCAUUUCUGGCAACAUGGACGGCGUUGACCUCCUUGGGAAGGGUUCAAUCGCCACCAUCUUCUUCUGACGAAGACUUGAAUGAUAUUCAGGAUCUACAGUCAGCGAUGAUGAACACCGCAGAGCAUACAACAUUUCCGGGCCGACAAGAAUGGAUCGACAUCUGUAGCCUGACUGGACGGAAAGAGCCCGUCUUGCUCGACGGUGCGCACAAUCCGCAGUCUGCCCAGGUCCUUGCCGACAAAGUGCACGAGAUCCGAACGUCUCUAUCCCAAAGCGGAGAGACUCAACAUCGAUGCGACCCAGUGACAUGGGUAGUGGCAAUGUCCGAGGGAAAGCCUCUAAAUGACUUCUGGCAGCCUCUGCUCAAAGCUGGCGAUAACGUGUUUGGUGUCGAGUUCGGACCAGUAGAUGGCAUGCCUUGGGUUCAACCGACUUCUUCCUUGGAUGUAUUGAACUCCGCAAAGGCGGUGGUCCCUGUCUUGGGCCUCACGCAAAGCUACGGACCCGACAUCGUGGGAGCGUUGCAGGCCGCCUGCAUUGCUAGUGAGAAGACGCCCGGUAAGAAUCUUGUCAUCGCUGGGAGUCUGUAUCUUGUUGGAGCCGUUCACCGGCACCUGCGAGAAAGGGUCAGCUGA